UAGUUCUGAUUCUCAUGUCUCUGGCUGAAAGGAAGCAGGAAGCAGCUUUAACGUAUUUUACAGAAGUGAAACACAUUUCAGAUCUGCUGUUCAAAACAGUGGUUCAGAGGAGGAAAUAGAAAUAUUGUUUGAGCUGUGAGUUGGUGAAGGAUGAUGGGGUCUGUUAAAGAGUUGCUUGUGGACUCGCUGAAGGAGCUGGUAGAAGCUGAACUGAAGGAGUUUCAUUGGCGCUUAAAGAAUUCAUAUCAUAAGUGUAUAUCAAAGUCAGAAAUUAAAAAAGCAGAUAUAUUUGACACAGUGGAAAAGAUGGUGGCAUGUUUUGGACCAGAAGAAGCUGUGAAGAUCAUGGUGGACAUCCUGAAGAAGAUGAACCAGAAUGACCUGGCUGAAACGGUGGAGAGUGAACACAAGCAAGCUAAGGCUGAGGGCACUACGAACACAGCUGUCCCUGUUGGAGCGCUGCAAACCUUUUUGAAAACUCACAAAAACAACAUGAAGAAGAAAGCAAAAUGUAUUUUUGAGGGCAACGAAGAGAUUGACACAGAUCUCAAGACUGUUUACACCGAACUGUUCAUCACAGAGGGAGAUAUGAAAGAUGUCAAUCACGAACAUGAGAUUCUGAAGAUCGAUGAUGUUUUCAAGAACAGAAAAAUACAGGAUAAAAUGAUCAAAUGCAAUGAUAUAUUUACUGAACUGAAGAAAAACAAUGAGAAAAAGAUUGUGCUGACCAAGGGAGUCGCUGGCAUUGGAAAAACUGUCUCUGUGCACAAGUUCAUCCUGGACUGGGCAGAAGGAGAAGCCAAUCAGGAUAUAGACUGUGUGGUCCUGCUUCCAUUCAGAGAGAUCAAUGUGAUUAAAAACAAAGAGGCCAAUCUCCAUGAGUUUCUGCUGAAAUUUUAUCCUGAACUGAAGGACCUAGAGAAAUCGAAGUUGUACAAGGGAUGUAAGCUAGCAUUAAUAUUUGAUGGACUUGAUGAGAGUCAACUGCCACUGAACUUCAAAAGCGAAACACUGGACACCUGUGAGGAAAGGUCAUCAGUAGAUGUGCUGUUUACAAGUUUGGUCAAAGGUAAGCUACUUCCAACAGCUCUCGUCUGGGUAACAUCACGCCCAGCAGCAGCCAAUCAGAUCCCUCGUCAGUAUGUGGGUUUGUUCACAGAAGUGCGAGGAUUCAAUGACCAACAAAAGGAAGAGUACUUCAGAAAAAAAAUCACAGAUGGGACUCAAGCCUCCAGAAUCAUCUCACACAUUAAGACUUCUCGUAGUCUCUACAUCAUGUGCCACAUUCCUGUGUUCUGCUGGAUCACAGCCACAGUACUUCAGGAUGUUCUCAUUGAGAACAAGGAAGAGAACAUCAGCACAACUCUCACUGAAAUGUACAUUCACUUCCUACUGAUGCAGAUGAACAUGAAGAAUCAGAAGUAUGAUGAACAAGAAGAAAAAGAACGCACAGAGCACUUAAAGUUAAAUAGAGAAAUCAUUUUGAAGUUAGCCAAGCUGGCAUUUGAACAGCUGAAAAAGGAAAACAUUGUGUUUUAUGAGAAAGAUCUGAAAGAAUGUGGUAUUAAUGUGAGUAAAGACAGUGAAUUGACAGGAAUGAUUGCUGAGAUCUUUAGGAAGGAAUAUGGACUUUAUAAGACAAAGGUCUUCUGCUUUGUGCAUCUGAGUGUUCAAGAGUUUCUUGCUGCAGUGCAUGUGUUCAUCUGCUACCUGAACAAGAACUUGCAGGAGCUUCAGUUUUUCUUUGAAGAUUCACAAACUACAGCCAGACAAAAGCUUCACUUCUUCUUUAGACAUGUCAAAUUCCAUGACUUAACAAAGAGGGCAACUGAUAAAGCAAUGCAGAGUGAGAGAGGACAUCUGGACCUGUUUCUGCGUUUUCUUAUGGGAAUUUCACUGAAAUCAAGUCAAAACCUUCUCAAAGGCCUGUUUACAUACACUCAAGACACCAGAAUGAGCAUCAGGAAAAUAAGUGCUCACAUUAAACAAUUACAAAAGCAGGACAUCUCAGAUGAAUCUUCAGUCAACCUAUUCUACUGCUUACUUGAGCUCAAGGAUCAUUCAAUAUAUGAGGAAAUCCAGAGUUAUCUCACUUCAGAUGAACAUCCAAGAAGAGAACUCUCAUCUUCAAUGUGCACAGUUCUGACCUACAUACUGCUGAUCUCAGAGAAGGUGCUGGAUGAGUUCAACCCAAAGAUGUUCACGUCAAAUCAAGCAGUCUACAAGAGACUAAUGCCAGCUGUGAGAUGCUGUAGAAAAGCCCUAUUUGACAGCUGUGGUCUUGAUGAAACAUGCUGUGAAACUUUGUCUUCUGCUGUACAAUCAUCAAACUCCCAUCUGACAGAGCUGGACCUUAGUAGCAACCAACUGCAGGAUUCAGGAGUGAAGCUGCUUUCUGAUGGACUGAAGAGUUCACACUGUCGACUGAACAUACUGAGGCUGGGUGGAUGUAAUCUCACUGCUCAGACCUGUGAAAGUUUAUCAUCAGCUCUACAAUCCUCAUACUCUGUCCUGAGACAGCUGGACCUGAGUAACAAUGACUUGCAGGAUUCAGGAGUGAAUCUGCUUUCUGAUGGACUGAAGAGUCAAAACUCAAAGAUGGAGAUACUGAGGCUGUGUGGCUGUAAUCUCACUGCUCAGUCCUGUGAAGAUGUGUCUUCAGUUUUACAAUCCUCAAACUCUGUCCUGAGAGAACUGGAUCUGAGUAACAAUGACCUGCAGGAUCCAGGAGUGAAACUUCUUUCUGAUGGACUGAAGAGUCCAAACUGUCAGCUGGAGAUACUGAGGUUGUCUGGCUGUAUGGUGACAGAGGAAGGCUGUUGUUAUGUAUCUUCAGCACUGACUUCAAACCCUGCACAUUUAAGAGAGCUCGAUCUAAGUUAUAAUCACCCCGGAGAUUCAGGAGUCAAGCUACUAUCUGAAAGCCUGGAGGAUUCAAACUGCUCACUGGACAAAUUCAAUGUGAAUCAUGGAGGAGAAUCCAGGAUUACAGCAGGACUAAAGAAAUAUGCCUGUUUUUUCACACUGGAUCCAAACACAGCAAACACUAAACUCAUUCUGUCUGAGGAGAACAGAAAGGUGAGACGUAUGAAAGAGAACAGAAAGAUGGCACGCGUGGAAAAGAAACAGCCGCAUCCUGAUCAUCCAGACAGAUUUGAUGAUGUCUAUCAAGUGUUGUGUAGAGAGAGUGUGUGUGGACGCUGUUACUGGGAGAUUGAGUGGAGUGGAGAUUAUGUGUUUAUAUCAGUCUCAUAUAAGAGCAUCAGCAGGAAGAGACGGGGUGAUGAGUGUGUGUUUGGAAAUAAUGAUCAGUCCUGGAGUUUGUUCUGCUCUUCCUUCAGAUACUCAUUUAAACACAAUAAGAUAGAGACUGUUCUCCCUGUAAAGCCCAUCAUCAGUAGAACAGGAGGGUAUGGCCAUUACUAUAGAACAGGAGUGGAUGAAAUCUAUAGAACAGGAGUGUAUGUGGAUCACAGCGCAGGAACUCUGUCCUUCUACAGCGUCUCUGACACAACGAGCCUCAUCCACACAGUCCAGACCACAUUCACUCAGCCGCUCUAUCCUGCGUUUUUGGUUGGCUCUGGAUCAGUGAGACUGUGUUGAUGAAUCGGAAUAGAUUGAUAAGAGAUUCUACCCAUAAUGCUUUGAGCUGCAUGAUAAAUCAGUAACAAAGAGAUGUUAUAGAGGCUCUGCAUGACAUUAAAACUGCAGCUGAACUUCUGUUCCUGAAAUAACAGUCAGAAUAAAUGUGUCAUAAAUCUUCAUAUAGACAGUAAGAUCUGUUGAUCUACAUUUGUGUUUUUAUUGUAGUGUGACGUCGAUCGUUUGUAUUAUUACUAUCAAAAUUACCUUUCAAUUGAAAAGUUCUUCAUGAAUCAUGUUUGUGUAAUAAAUUUUUCUCUAUUGUUUUUGUGCAUAAUAAUAAAACAUGAUGACAAAUCAACUUGAAAUCAGAUUUAAAUUGAUGUUUGUAUCAUGAAUAUAUUUGAGCCAACAAUAAUAAUAUUGUACUCUUAAAUAAGAUGUAUGCAUGUAAAUAAAUAAAAAAUGCUCUGAAACUCCACUUUUUGAGCAUUUAUUGAAGUACACAUACACAGCUCGUCAUAUGUGACAUUUAGCUCUUCCGUCAACUAAUCAGUUAGAUUGCUAGGUUGUAAACCUGCAAUGAAAACAAAACAAACAUCAGAAUGAACUAAUGAAAUUACACAAUCAUGAGAUAGUAAUUUUCGAUCUGAAUGACUAGCAAUGGCAGUUUACAGACACUCAAGUGUACCAGUCCUGAUCAACAACAGAAUGACAAUGAAACUAAAGGCGGCGCCUGUGCACUCACUUACUACGCAUAUACAAGGCAAGGCAAGUUUAUUUAUAUAGCACAUUCUUUACACAAUGGUAAUUCAAAGUGCUUU
Molecule: messenger RNA, 4406 nt
Organism: Carassius auratus (goldfish)
Lineage: Eukaryota; Metazoa; Chordata; Actinopteri; Cypriniformes; Cyprinidae
Product: NACHT, LRR and PYD domains-containing protein 3-like
Exons: 10
Coding region: 151-3603 (1150 amino acids)
Molecular function (GO): protein binding
Source: RefSeq, a predicted model, not a curated record